This is a messenger RNA of Ailuropoda melanoleuca (giant panda), 429 nucleotides long. Its product is annotated as leucine-rich repeat serine/threonine-protein kinase 1-like. Gene Ontology annotation, molecular function: protein binding. The transcript has 4 exons. Gene Ontology annotation, cellular component: cytoplasm. The record is from RefSeq and is a predicted model, not a curated record. Bases 16 to 411 code for a protein of 131 amino acids. NCBI's taxonomy places the organism in Eukaryota, Metazoa, Chordata, Mammalia, Carnivora, Ursidae.
CUUGCUCUCCUCAAAAUGCGACUUUUUUGCCCCUGCAGAAAUGAAGACGGACUGAAAACAAAGCGUAUUUCCUUUUUCACCACCAGAGGGCGCCAGCGUUCUGGGACCGAGACAGCGGGUGUGCUGGAAUUCCCAGCCUUCCUAAGUGAGUCUUUGGAAGUCCUUUGUCUGAAUGACAAUCACCUGGACACCGUCCCUCCCUCGGUUUGCCUCCUGAAGAGCUUAUCAGAACUCUACCUGGGAAACAAUCCUGGCCUCCGCGAGCUCACUUCUGAGCUGGGACAGCUAAGCAACCUCUGGCAGUUGGACAUCGAAGACCUGAACAUCAACAACGUGCCCAUGGAGAUCAAAAAAGAAGAACACAUGGAAAGUGUUCCUUCAAGACGGGAUUUUGUUUCCCAAGAGCUAUGAGCAUAUUCUCGUCCGUAU